Caenorhabditis auriculariae is the source of this 2106-nucleotide messenger RNA. The record is from the annotation of a GenBank genome assembly. NCBI's taxonomy places the organism in Eukaryota, Metazoa, Nematoda, Chromadorea, Rhabditida, Rhabditidae.
GAUCUCCGCUCUUCCCCGACUUUUUCCUCCCAGCUCAUCUUUACGAUAAAUUGGCAAAGGAUUUCGAGAAAUCCCGCAAAGACGGCUCUUCGAAAAAGUCGAAGACGUCAUCAAAGGUUUCUAUUUUAAGCUUGAAAUGAUCAGAAAAUGGUCGAAUUUUUAUUCAAAAAUUAAUAGAUACAGUUUCUCACGCUGAUAAAAUUUUCGAAAAAGAACUGUGAAAAAAAAUUUUUUAAAAAUUCAACAUUUUCCCGUUAGAAUUUUUUCCUAAUGGUAGAUAGAGCUUCUCCGAACGAUCUGGAAAAAAAUUUUUUCGAAAUUUUUUUCCGAGCUUACAAGGAUCUCUAUUUACGCUGGAAUUUUCUAAAAAUUGGCCGAAGUUUCUAGAAAUCUUAACUCACGAAAAUUACUAGAUUUUAAAAAAGGAAUAUCAAAAAAAGGUGGAAAAAGUCCUUGAAAUAGACCUCAAGUUUUGAAAAAACAUUUUUUCGCAAAAUUUUUCGUGUUGAGACCUCCAGAAUCUUCAUUUGGUCACAUCGAAGAUUAUUUAGACAGUUUUCAACAAAUAAAUACGGUUCAUUAAAUAAAUUAUAUUCGGUGCAAGAUUUUUAUAUGUAUUUUUUUGAAACUGCUUUUUUUCUUAUAAAUUUAUAUAAAUUUCGAACUCCAGAGUGGCCCCUAGAGGAGUUAGAGGACUGAAUAGUGUACCCUAGAGGGGUCGAAUUUAGGUUGUCCCGGUUCGGUUUAGGAUCUGAUCUUCAAGCCCCCAAAGCUUAAAUGGUCCCUAUAGGGGUCUUUCAAUUUGUUCAGGUUUGAGGAUUAAGGAGACUUAAUUUAUAAAAUUUGAUCAAUUUAUCUGGUUUUUUUCAAAAAGCCCCCCGUCCUCUAGGGACCACUCUGGCGUUCCUAAGGUUUUUUUCUUCGAACGGCGCGCUUUCUCAAUUUUUUUCUCACGGACCGCAUUUUUGAGAAUAAAUUCAGAAUCAGCUCAAAAAAAAUCUUGCAUUUAGCGAAAAAAAUGAUUAAAUAAAUAUUUCUAUAAAAUUUAAUUCCAGACAGCCCCAGAAGUCGACGCCGAAGUGCAGCAAAUCGUGAAAAAAAUGUCAAAAGUUUGCUCUCCCCAGAACUGGUCAAGGGUGUCGGCAAAGUCUAUCAAUUCAAUCUGACCGGUAGAAAUAUAUCUUUAAUUUGAUGCCAAAAAGACAAAAAAAUUAGGCGAUUUGAACAAAUCGAUCGUUUUGGACUUGAAAAACGGCGACGGAUCGAUCCACGACGGCGAGAAUAAGGACGCCAAUGUUGUGUGAGUUUUCGGAGUGUUUUCAGAAAAAAAAAACUGAUAAAUGCCGCCCUAUUAAAGGAUCAUCGUAAGGCGCGAUAAAAAAAAUCGGCGUGGAAGUUACUGUAUAGUGAAUUCCGCGCGUAGUUGUCAAGUUUUUCCAGGAAAAAAAAAUCUAGGAGAACUGUAUAAAAAGCUUUUUCGCGCCUUCGCUUCAAGACCUGUAAUCUAAAGGUACUGGAAAAAAGUGACCACUAGAGGCUGGCCAAGGACUGCUUGGAGAGGACACCAAAGUGGCCACUAUUUCCCGUUUUAGUGGCCACUUCAGUAGUUUUUCAUCCAGUAUUCCUUCCAGUAACUCUGAUAACUUUGAAACAAACAGAUUGGACCAGUUAUGUUGAUCCAUUGACCCCCUAAAGUGGCCACUGAACAUUUAAGUGGUUUAGUAGUAGCACUUAGAUCCCUAUAGUGGCCACUAAUUUUUAGCCCCUUAAGUGGCCACUAAUUCGACUACUAUAGUGGCGACUGAAGCGUCCAAACCCUAUAGUCGCCACUAAAAGUUUCCACAGUAUACGGUAUUUUCGGCAGACGUUAUAAGACUAUAGCCACGGGGGCGGAAACAGUUUCAUCUGAACAAUUUAUUGAUUAGUCACCAAAUAAAUCGGAAAAAAGUCAGUUUCACGAUGGCGGCGACGGAUUUCGCGCCGAUGUUCGACGGCCGUCUCAAGCCGACGGUGGCCUUCAUGUCCAAGAAGCUGGAGAUCAAAGGCGACCUUCCCGCCGCCAUGAAACUUGAAGGCGUCCUCAGGAAAUUCGUCAAAUCUAACUGA